This is a messenger RNA of Anopheles marshallii, 1827 nucleotides long. It is a transcript of the gene Ufsp2, whose product is annotated as ufm1-specific protease 2. The transcript has 3 exons. NCBI's taxonomy places the organism in Eukaryota, Metazoa, Arthropoda, Insecta, Diptera, Culicidae. The record is from RefSeq and is a predicted model, not a curated record. The coding region runs from base 1 to 1827 and encodes 608 amino acids.
AUGAUCGUAAAAUUACGAAUAUCGCGACAUGUGAAGAAGCGUAUUUCCGAUCCAACGUUUGCGGGCACGGGAGAGCUAUACGGUACCAUAUGUGAUGGAGUUCCGACGGUAAUUGGAUUUGCGCGGGUACUAAGAGAGACGAAUGAAUCGACCGGCAAUAAUGUGCAGGACGAUAUGCCUGCCCCAAUUCAGCGUAGUCUCCCGAGCGGUCUUGAUCUUAUCGGUUGGGUAAAAACAGGCCCAUACGUAGAUCCAACCGAUUUUCUGCUGAAAUCGGGCCCGGAUGCGUUUGUGACGGAUAAUCCAGUCUACUUACACUACACCGGUGAAACUGAAGCGGAGCUGCAGACGUUCAUCUUUGAGCAGCGGAAACUUCAGUCGGUAGAAUGCGUCACUUUUGACGAUGAGUUUCUUUACCGGGAAUACUAUCUGCUUCGCCUGCAGUGUACGCUAACGUUGGUGUGCGAGCAGACAGAAAAAUCGGUGUGUGAAAAUGCAUUCCGUUUGCGCAAGCAGCUCGGUUCGGGCAGCGUGGCGUUUACCGUACCGACAGCCCCGGGUGUAAUGUUGAGCGACUACGCUGUGACGGGUAUCGAUAAGGAGGAAAAUGUAGAAAUGUUGUACGCGAUGGCAACUGCUCCGAAACCGGAACACGAUGACGGUUUCGGUGUGGCAGGUGGUGGUCGUGUAAAAGCGAAGAAACCUCAGAUUAGUUCCAAACCACCAACUGGAUACCGUGUAAUUGAUUUCGGACUGUUGAUUAAAAAAUCAAAGGACGAACUGGAUGAAAAGCUUCGCCGGGAGGCGUGCAACGUGACGAUCGAUCGGCGUAAUGAUGGCCAAACAGUGAAGGUACCGUUCCAGGUCGAUUGUCUAAGUAUGGUACACCGGACGAAGAAGCUGGACAAAUGUUUCGACAACAUGGUGGAGAGUGUUGACUGUUCGUUGGGUUUGAUUGAGGCCGCAUUGCUGGAACAGCUACGGUACCAGCAACGAUUGUACGUGUCAAAGUGCUACCACAUGCUGCCCAAGGAGCUGGGACAUUUUGUGACCUGCGUGUAUCCGCUCGGUGGCGAGGUGAACGAAUCCGAUUCGUUUUUGGAACGACAACGUGCAAACAUGCACAAACAAUUUUUGUUAAAACUGAACCUACCCUAUUUCCGCAAGGGAAACGCGUACCAAUUUCAAGCAGGCAAAAUUUUGACCAAUCCCCAUGAAACGCUUAGCGCGCCACAUCCCGACGGGCGAACAGCGCUAGUGGCUGGCGUUUACACCUAUCACCAUUACCUGCAGGAUGACUUCGAUGAUAAGGGCUGGGGAUGUGCGUACCGAUCCCUGCAAACGCUUGUCUCGUGGUUUUAUCUGCAAGGCUAUAGCUCAGGAACGAUUCCUACUCACAACGACAUACAGUCGUGCCUGGUGCGCGUCGGCGACAAGCAGCGAAAUUUUAUCGGUUCGCGCCAGUGGAUUGGUUCGACCGAAGUGUCAAUCUGUCUGAACGAUAUGCUCGGUAUCGAUUCGCGCAUCAUGUUCGUCACGCACGGCAGUGAGCUGGCGUCGCGCGGUAUGGAACUACUACAACAUUUCCAGCAGGAGGGUACACCGAUAAUGAUCGGUGGCGGUGUACUGGCCCAUACCAUACUGGGUGUGUCGAUGAAUGCUGAGCUGGGCGAGACAAAAUUUUUGAUUUUAGAUCCACACUACACCGGGACGGAUGAGCUGGGGCCGGUGCUUGGAAAAGGGUGGUGCGGAUGGAAGGGUGAAGACUUUUGGGACAAAAGCUCACACUACAACCUAUGCAUGCCAAUACGACCGAAACGAUUGUAA